This is a messenger RNA of Durusdinium trenchii, 1497 nucleotides long. The record is from the annotation of a GenBank genome assembly. NCBI's taxonomy places the organism in Eukaryota, Dinophyceae, Suessiales, Symbiodiniaceae.
AUGUCCGCUGAUCGGCUAUGGGCACAAGGAAUUCUGGAAUACCUGCCAGAAGUCCAGAAGAAUCAACAAAGCACUGCUGGCUUGGACUCGUUUGAGGCCUCUGUGAAUCUGGACGCCAGCGACCCCCAACGAGUGUUCUUCUUGGCCACCAAGCUCUAUCAUGCAGGGCGCCACCAAGAAGCCGAGUCAUGCUACUACAAGGUGCUAGACAUGCUUCCAGAGAGUGGCCAUGGCUACCUUGAGCUGGUGCUUUUCUUGGAGUCUACUGGCAGGCGGGAGGAAGCUCGAGAAGUGGCACAGCGUGCGAUUGAACGUGGUGCCCUUUGGGCCAAUGAGUGGCAACGAUGCCCGAUCUUCGUGUCAGGUUUGACCUCGAAGCCCUGGUGGUCUCGGGAGGAGUUCCCUUGGGCCAACGAGCUGGAAGGCGCCUUUCCGGAGAUCAAGGCUGAAGUGGAGGGCUUGCUAAGUGGCACGGGCAUGCCUAAGAGCUGGCUUCCAGUGGGGCAAGAACGCGCCUCACAAGAUGGUGACAUCAUUGCCCCCGGCGGUGAGUGGCGGGAGUUCUUGCUGUACUCGGCGCAAGAUCAGAGUCCCGCUACAGCCAACCCCGAGGUGCUGAAGGCCUUUCCGAAGACCUGUGAGCUGCUGGAGAACUUGCUGCCUGGCGCAGUGGCCAUGGCAAAGUUUGGGGUGGGGGAGAUCAUCCUCUCAGCCAUCGCACCGGGAACGAAGCUCACGCCUCAUUGCGCCUCCAGCAAUGUCCGGCUGACCUGCCACUUGGGUGUGAUCUGCCCAGAAGGGGCUCGAGUACGUGUGGGCCCGACCUGGGGCACCUGGGAGGAAGGGAGAUGCAUUUUCUUUGACGACAGCUACGAGCACGAGGUUGUCAAUGAUGCUGAUGGAGUACGGAUUGUGCUCCUAAUCCGCUUUUGGCAUCCAGAGCUCCCCUCUGAACGCUGGAGAGAUACUCUUGACGCAGGGAUGGAGGACUAUGCUGCCAUGAUGCGGCGGCGUGUGUCGCCGCCAGCAAACCCGGCCGUAGUCAAUCUUCGGGGUGCAGCAGCAUCAGCAGAGAUUCACUGGAUUAGCAUGGGUCAGCAUGAGCAUCCCCCUUCUGACAAGGACGCGCCUGACUUCGCUGUUGGAGCUGAAAGUGAUUUGGGUUUGCUUGAUGUGCCGGAUGCUCCUCGUCUUACUCUGUUUUGUCCGCUGCUCCGGGCGUUGUCAGACAAGGAUGUGGGCACUCGGCGCUGCGCAGCGGAAGGCUUGCUGGAAAAGGCGGAGCAACUCAUUCGUUUGCCGCAGACGGUGUGGCACGGCUACGGCCAACCUGCUGGCGUUGGCUUGGCUGCCAUCCGCACUGCCUCUGGAGACGAGGUGGAGGCACUCUUGAUGGAAGUCUUGCAGGAAAGUCGAGACUGGUGGUGCUUCCGUGCCGGCGCCACUUUAGCACUCUCCUUGUCAGGCACCUGCCAUUUUUGCUUGCUUCGCUUUUGA